Molecule: messenger RNA, 831 nt
Organism: Fonsecaea multimorphosa CBS 102226
Lineage: Eukaryota; Fungi; Ascomycota; Eurotiomycetes; Chaetothyriales; Herpotrichiellaceae
Exons: 2
Coding region: 1-831 (276 amino acids)
Cellular component (GO): intracellular anatomical structure
Molecular function (GO): oxidoreductase activity, acting on NAD(P)H, oxygen as acceptor
Source: RefSeq, a predicted model, not a curated record
AUGGACAAGUUCAACUUGAAAGAUCAUACGGCAGUGAUAUCAGGCGCAGCUCGAGGCCUUGGUCUGGCGUUUGCAGAAGCCCUUGCAUCAGCAGGUUGCAAUAUCGCUGUGUUGGACAUCCUUCCCGAACCAUCAGUCGCAUUAUACGAAUUGCAGUCACAACACAGGAUCAAAGUCAAGUACUACACCGUCGACAUCACUGUUCGCGACCAGGUUAUCAAUACGGUCUCGCAGAUCGUCCGAGAUUUCGGCAGGAUCGACAUCAACAUCAACGCAGCCGGCGUUGUGACCGAUGAACCCUUCUUGACAACCUCUGACAAGAACCUCCAGCGGACCUUCGGAGUCAACGUCAAUGGAUCCUUCCUUGUAGCGCAAGCUUGCGCAAACGCCAUGGUCGAACGGUACAAAUCGCAGCAUGGCGACGCACCUGCAAAAGACGCCACAACAGGAAGUAUUGUCUUCAUCGCCAGUAUCGCCACCUACAUUGCCAGCACCGCGCAGCAGAUAUCAUGCUACACAGCGUCUAAAGCCGCCAUCAGGGGACUCGUAAAGCCCGUGGCAAUGGAGCUGUCCCGCUACGGAAUUCGAGUCAACAGUCUCAGCCCCGGCUACACGAUGACGGACAUGAUGAGGAGCUUGCAGUCGGAACAACCGGAUCUGGUCAAGCAGUUUGAGAAGGAGACCUUGUUUGGAAGGAUUGGGCUGCCGGAAGAAAUGAAAGGCGCAAUGUUGUGGUUGUGCUCCUCCGAAGCCGGUGGUUGGUAUACGGGUCAGGAUUUGCUGCUUGAUGGUGGUGCGACUUCUUGGAAACAUCCUGCAGUCUUGAAGUGA